AUGAGUGCAUCCAAGAAAAAUACACCAAAAACAAAUCCAACAGAAAGAUUCGUUAUAAUUCCUCGUAAAAUAAUACCCGCUCAAAAUACAUGCUUUUUUGAUGAUGUUUUGGCAGUCGAAACUGACGUUACCAGACAAUUAAAGUUACUUGGAGAUCAAAAUAAGCCAAAAGGCAGCAUACCCGUUAAUAGUAAACCAUCUUUUAGUGAUGUUUUACCUGUCGAAGCUGGAGUAACAAGACAAUCAAAGUUAUUAGAAACUCAAAGUAAACCAAAAAACAAUAACGUACCUGUUCAUGAUAAAUCACCUUUUGGUGAUGUCGAAGCUGGCAUAACAAGACAAUCAAAGUUAUUCGAAGCUCAAAACAAGUCAAAAAACAAUAAUAAUAAAAUUGAAUCUAAAAUAUCUCAUGCAAUAACGAUACCACCAAUUUCUGAUAAUAAGGGGAAACAAAAAGAAAUGAACCCAAAUAACAUUAGCAAUAAUAAAAUUGAAACAAUUAUUAUACCCAAUAAAAUACCCACUCCAGUUAUAUCGAUUUUUGAUGAUGUUUUAGCUGUUGAAACGGACGUUACCAGACAAUUAAAGUUACUUGGAGCUAGUAAGAAUAACAAUAAGGCUGAGUCUAAAGAACCAUCUGUAAAUAAUGAUUCAUCCUCGACAAUUAUUCCAAAGUCAGCCACUUCCUCAGAUCCUUCCAGAAAAGGCUCAAAACGGCCACUAUCUCCUGAUCAUAGUGAAAGGCCAAAAUCUCACAAAUUUGGGAGAAUGGAUCCCAAAAUUAAUGAAGAAAUCAAACCCUCAGCUAAACUCUCGGGAGGUAAAAUGAUUACACAAAGACCAUUGUCAUCAAUGAAACCUCAAACUACAACUGUGAGAACUGCUUCAUCAAUAUCAAAAAGACCAACUGUUGUAAACACAAGACCAUCAAACGGAUCUGGAAGAGUUGAUUUUAAAAAUGCAGGAUUAUCACGAAAUAUUGCUUCCCCUAUUAAAUUAAGCGGAUCUGAAAGCGUUAGGGCUAGGAAUACAGGACCAAUGUUCACAACAUCUAUUUCUUCUUCUCCUGGUAAAAUAAAUGGAUCUGGCAGUGUUAGGAAUACAGGAUUAUCACAAACUACUGCCUCAUCUAGUAAAAAAUUAAAUGGUGGGAACACAAAAUCAUUACAAACAACACCUACUAGUACCACUGGUAAAUAUUCAUACGGGCCUGGAGGUGUUAUUAGUAAGAAUACUGGAAUAUCGCAAAGUACCACUGCAUUUCCUAGCAAAAAACUAAAUGGCGUUGGUAUUGGAAAUAAAGAAUCACCACGAGCAACAUCUAGCACUACUGCUUGUAAAUAUUCUUAUGGGCCUGGAGGCGUUAUUACUAAAAAUACAGGAUCAUCACGAAAAAUAUCUUCAAGUAUGCCUUCUAGCAAACCAAAUAGAUCUGGAAGUGUUAAUGAAAAAUCAUCAUCGUCAUCACCUUCCGUUAUGGAUGUAUUACAAGAGGAAUCAAUUAGCUCGAAGCUUGGUAAAAUGGAAGAUGAUGAACAGGAAAAAAUGGAGGAGAGGAGGAAAUUGUUGAAGAGAAAGAAAAUGUCCAAGUAA
Entrophospora candida is the source of this 1593-nucleotide messenger RNA. Lineage: Eukaryota; Fungi; Glomeromycota; Glomeromycetes; Entrophosporales; Entrophosporaceae. The record is from the annotation of a GenBank genome assembly.